Molecule: messenger RNA, 3363 nt
Organism: Dothidotthia symphoricarpi CBS 119687
Lineage: Eukaryota; Fungi; Ascomycota; Dothideomycetes; Pleosporales; Dothidotthiaceae
Exons: 4
Coding region: 1-3363 (1120 amino acids)
Source: RefSeq, a predicted model, not a curated record
AUGCCACCAAAACGCAAGAACAAAGCGGUCAAGAUUGCAUCAACCAAGGCUCUCAAGACCACAACCACUAGCUUGGUACCUAAGCGAAGAAGGCAUAGUCUUGAAGGAAGAAACAACAUGUCGACGCGACUUGCACCCUCAGAACCUCUCCACAUGACCACACGACGCGCUGCAAAGACGGCUUCUAACCAUUCAAGCUCUGCUGCAUCAUCAAGCGCCGCUUCAGGCAGUCGUCGUAGUUCUCUGAACGACAUUGUGCAGUACGAGGAUGCGCAAUCCGACAUUGAUCAAGAGCGACCAGCCAAGCGGAGCCGAACGUCGACCCAUUCUGGUUCGCCGCAAAUGUCCAAUGGCUCCUUCGACAACAACACUCCCAUGAAUGGAACGCAGACGCCAGAAGUGCAGAAGCCUGCAUCUGGUGCGACUUUGAGUGCGCCAAAGCCAGCAGGCAAGAAAAGGCGCGCAUCAGACGACUCGGCGCAAUCUAGCAAAACACGCCCAAACGGUGUUCUGACCCGUACUCAGAGCGAUGUCUCCGAACAACACCCGCGCAAGAAGAAGCGCAAAACAACAGACACCCCUGCAGAUUCCGCCGACCAGCCUCCAGAAUUGACUGACGCUAGUACGUCGCCCAAUUCACCUGAGCAAAUUCCGGAUGUUGCAAGCAGCCAAAAUCUCCAAAAUGUUCUACCCACCAAUGGCGAGGUACCCGCAAAACCCGGGAGGCGCUUGCCAGGUCGACGGCGCCAACCGCAUGCGGACGUCCAUGUCGAGGCCGAUCUGCGCCGACAACUAAAUGUCAAGAUGAACUAUCGCAGUCUUGCCAAAGUGCAGAAGAUUUUGCUUGAGGAGUUGUCAAAUCGUACGCUUAAGAAUCUGCAAAAUGAUCCUGACUAUCACGAGCGAGUUCCAGGGUAUGCGCCGCUCAUGGCGCAACUGGACCAGCGCCGCGAUGCCCGUCUAGACCAAGUCAACGCCGUGCGCACUUAUAAGCUUGAGCAAUUGGAACGCGUGCGCAUAGCUGAAGAGCACAUCCAGAAAGAGCAAUACACUAACCGGUUCCAAGAGCUACAGGAUGAUUUUCUACUUCAAUGUUAUUUCCGUAUGAAGCGAUUAGAGCGUGAGAUGAACGGCGAGAAGGCAGACGCUACAGAUGAUGAGGAUAAUGUUUUCCCACCCACCUACAGCCAUGAGCCAGGCCAUGACUAUGAGGGCCGAAUAGGCUCCAAAUAUGCCUCACGCAGUAGGGCUUACGUCGAGGCUGACAAUGAGCUUGAAAAUGACUCCCGACGACGACGGCUCAAUCUAGCCCGAACAGCCUUUGUAGUUGAAAACGAAGAUGCGGACGACUCCAUCGAUGAACUUGCCGGCGGGUAUGCCACAUUUGUUGGCCCUGAUCGUACCAAGUCCACUGCGCAUUACAACCUCGUCAGCCUCGCCGAUGCUGCGGAAGAGAUUGAAAGGACGCCAACGCCGCAACCUCCACCACCAGUAAUGCAGAUAAUACCGAACGAGCACGCUGUGCAGCUCAUGAUGCUUGCAGAGCUGUCAACAGCGCAGGCACAAGCUGUCAUCCCGCAAAACCUGGCAUAUCCAUACCAGCAACCUCAAAUGCAACCACAGAUGCAAUCGCAACCGCAACCGCCACAGACGCAACCGCCACUGACGCAACCGCCACAGACGCAACCACAGAUUCAAUCACCUCAACCGCAACAGCAAGUGCAGCAACAUCAACCUACCAUGCAGCAUCCUCAGUUCGAUGUCCCCGCUGUCGCAGAAGAGUUGGCGAGGCAAUUGGCGCUCAUGGAAGCUCUUCCAGUGACUUCAGUAGCCCUUCCAGCUCGAGCUGCGCAUAAUAGUCCUGCCAAAACAUCACAAUCAACAGUGGAACCUGCACAAGACGUUCUUCGUUCAGAACCUAACGGUAUCAAUAAUGCGAGCGAGUCUGAAACACAGAAAAAGGCGAUACCAGCCAGAGUCUCGACGCACCGCAUAAUGGAUAUGCUCAACAACGAUUCAGAUGUUCCAGUAUACAGACCGCGAGAGCCUCAGCCUCAGCCUCAGCCACAGGUGCAGGAGCCGAGCACUCCGUCAAGACGAGAGGCUGUCAGUCAGCACAACACUCCAUCUCACAACAAUGCUCUUCGACAAGAUACUAAUGUUCAGAGGCGGGAAUCGGUCACUGAGCAGUCCAGGGUGGAUGAUUCAGGGGAUUACGACUAUGCACCUAAUAACCCUCCAUCGUCGCCACAUGCGAAUGCCCAAGUACCGCAUAUCAAUCCUCAGCCAUUACAAUCUAAUCCUCAUGCUUCACAUUCGGAUUAUCAAGCACCAGCUCCGGCACCUUGGUCGGACCGAACGCUUGAGCAAAGGUUGCGCGAAAGGGACCCUUUACGCAAGAUCAGAGAAUUACUCGACAAGAAGGCACGCAGAGCGCCUCCUGACCGACCCCAUUACUCCCCCGGCAAUCCAUUCGCUUACCUGACCCCGAAAGACGAGUAUGAUCCACAGAAUCCGUCAGUCGGGAUAUAUAGUGGAUCUUCAAGCACAGCACCAACACAUUCUUCUGCAGGUCGUCGUGAAUCUCAGGAUCGACGCUCGUCGCACUGGGAGAGCGACAGACGGCCGAGCGGGUCUCAAGCACCUCAGCAGCCAGGGGCUUCACCAUACCAGGGCAGUCCUCCUCAACCAUAUCGAGGAGACUCCAGUAGACCUGCGCCGGCACCAUCUACGCAUCAGAGUCCAUAUGCUCCGCCUCCCGGUUCAAUGCCCCUUCCACCAAAGCCGCCUGGCCCACCACCGUCGGUUCCUGUCACUAACUUUCGCUUCGCCCACUACGAUCACCCUGCACCGUCAAUGAGGCCCUCGUUUCCACUUGGUCCAUUACGUCCGGAGUAUCAACAGCUAGCUUCAGCUUUGACGCAAAUUGCGCCGCCGCCGCCAUCACCGCACUAUCCUCCGCAGUACGGAGGCCCACAACACUAUCAAAGCGGAUACGUUCCACCACCAGGAUCGUUCCAGGCUCCUCCGCCUCCCGGACCCAGCAUGCAGUCGUAUCCGCCGCUCAAAAUCCACCAGUAUGGUGGUCAACCUAUUCUUCCUGCCAGCAUGGCUCCUCCACCACCGCAAUCAGGACCCCCGGUACAGUUUGUGGGUCAGUCGGUUCUUCCACCGGUUGCACGGGCGUACUCUCCAACGCAAGGCCAGCCGCCUCGAGUACACUACGACCAGCGCGAGGGUCAUGGUGAUCGUCAACCUGAACCCCAGUCGAGGCCUCGACGACAGUACAGGAGCUAUCAUGCGCCUGGCACACAGUUCAGGAGUUAUCAAGGACCUGGGGAGCAACGACGGAGAGGCGGUUAG